UUUGGGGAGACAUUCAUAUCAUUUCUAGCUAUAUUGUUACCGAUUCAAUGGUCAGUAAACAAAAGUUUUGAUUUCUCUACUGGGUUCGCCUGGCAAAUCUGCAGAGCCUGUGGCCGGCACUGCCCUUUUCUAGAAGAAAAAAAUACACCCGCCAUCAAUACAAGUUGCAGGGGCAAUGGAGGGCGCACAACUUCCCAAGCUCACCACCGCCCUCAACCAGGGUACGGUUGAGGAAAUUCCUCAAAAACUCAAGGAGCUCUGGACUACUCUUACAAAAUCGGAGCCCGAUAGCACACAUGCUUCUGAAAAGUUCAUACUGAGAUGGCUUCUCAAAUCCAUGACCGGUUCUUCCACGGACGCCGAGACAGUCCGCCGAUAUCCGUUGACAUGGACCUUGAUGGGCUGUCUUUUCAGCCGCAUACCGCUCUUUUCGCUAGCCAAGGCUCUGGCGGAUCGGAGGUUCAUGGCUAUUCUCCAGCAGACCUUGAAGAAUAUUUCAAGCUCGGCCUCGAAGGAACUAGACGGCGACGUCGAGAUGCAGGAUGCGCCAAGCUCUGCCAAAAAGUCUCUGAAGAGGAAGAGAUCUCAGGAGUUCGCGUUUGACCUGAGUGUUCUGAAGGCACCUUUGUCGCGUCUGCGGUCCACAGAACAGGUCUUUGCAGCAUUGAAAGUGCUGAUAUCUAGGAUCUCAGCGGAUGCCAACGACAAGGCUAACGAUCGGAUGGGAGCUGAGCACAUUCGAUCUCUAUUUGGUUGUGCUACUAAAGAUGCCCUCCAAACGAUGUCGGCAUCUUUGGAUCUUUGCAAGCUUGCCAUUGCUGAGGAGACCACCGAAUGCUUGGAAGGUCAGGACACAUGGAUCAACACUCUGGCUUCAGUGUGGGAGCUGCAUAUGCGAAGUGGUAGCGAUGCCCGUGACUUCGCUCUACAUAUGGCCAGACCUAGCUGUUUGGUGCUCAGGAACUUAGUUCAGAUGGAUGGUUCUUCCUCUACAUUCAACAGGAAGGUUGCCAAGGCUUGGGAGAGAGAUCUACAAGGCCUGAUAACCAAGAAUCUCAUCCUUCCCGCGAGGUCCGAAUUUUCCGUCAAGAAGGGCACUGGAAUCAUAUCUGCCCCUAUCAACCACCAAAGUGAGAUCUCCGCCCUUUGCCCUGUUCUGUUUCAGCUGGUUUUACAAGCGCCGCAACCGAUCGGAGGUGCCACUUUGAAGAAAGAUAACGAGGAGUGGAUUGAUGUGGUCUUUUCUCUACUUGAGGAGCGUGUAAAGACGAUGGAAAUUGAACAGAGGAAUUCUGUGAUGCAGGAACUUCUUGCGUCAGCUCUCGACCAAAACUCCUCCCCGAAGACUUCAACAUUGCUGAAUGUCUGCAAGGAAUAUGCUCUUGGUGAUGGAAAGCUAGAUUGGGCUAUCGUCUCUUCAGUUGCGCAUUGUGAUCCUGAUGUAUUCCUCACCUCUGAAGAGGGACGGAGCUUGUUGGAUACGAUCCUUGACGAGGCACCAAACGAGGCUGUCGAUGACAAGGAUACCUAUGAGGCCCUUUGCUCCACAAUUCUUUCUCUCGCGAGUGGCUUUGUGAGAGCUCGAGAGCUUUCCAAAUUCAUCAAGAAGUGGUUCGAGCGCUUGACAAAAUGUUCCAUCAAGAAGAGCACCAAAACCACGGAAAGAAUAUUCUGGCUCGACUCUCGAAUUUCUCAGUCGGUAUCGAGCUACAUCCAGGAGGCGCUGACCACGAAACAGCUGGCUGAUCUCAUCAGCGAUCUCAGUCAGUCAAAAGAUACCCCAGCUGAAGCAGCUCGUGCAAUUGUCUUUGAUGCCAUCUGCCAGGGCAUCACCAUUGACGACUUCUGGGAGGCCGUUGGCACCAAUCUGUUUGAAAGUGUAUGGACUUCACCGACGAAUUUCAAGGCCGCCGAAGUGUCUUCCGCACAGCUCAGGAUAUCAGCCAAGGCUUUCACUUGGGAAGUUGCCAGCGACCCUUGGGAGAUGACGGGUGCUUUUCUCCAGGACAGCCUCGAUCAGCCGAAACUGAAAGCCCCUGCUACCUUUGAGGCUUUUCGGAGCACUAUUGCAGCGUGGAACUCAUGUUACUCUGGUGAAGUUGUCUCAUCUGAGGAAAAGUCCUCGUUGGGGCCAGAUAGGGUGAUUUCAGGAUUCAUGCAAGUUCUUAUCGGAAAGCUUUUGGCCGAGGAGCUCAACGUUGAUGACUGCGUCUUGCGGUUUCGCCUGGAAAGCGACAACGUCAUGAAGGAAUCGGAUGUUUUCAGCUUGCUGCCCUUUGGGAAGGUGUCAGUGACUACAUAUCUCGCAUGGAUAUUGUUCUAUUUCCCCAAACUGCUACAAAUGUUGCAGUCGACCAGUGGCUUGGCCGAGUUUGUAAAGGCGGUUGUAGUCUUCCUCGGUAGAUCGAGUGGGACAGCUGCUUCGGCAUCAAAACCGGCCUUUGAUGCGUUUGCCAAAGCUUUGACUGAAUCACUCGCUGAUAUCCCAGGCGAUUGUCUGUCAACAAUCUUUGUGGACCCAAUCAUAGAAACCCUGAAAUCCGCAAACUCGUUUGCUCAGCCAGCCAAGCCAGGAGUGGCUGCAGCGAGAUUAGUAACCAGUUUCAACAGUGAACGACUCCAGCGGGGUGACAGAGAACGGUUGAUGGAAACUGUCUAUACCGUCGCAAGAUCUAAAACUUCUGCUGAUUUCGAUGGACUUGCUUGGGAGUCUCUCCUGGGGCUCAUGGUGCAGUUGAUGGCAAAGCCUACCUUCUACGCGGAUAUGAGCAUUCAAGGACUUGUGGAAGUCGGAAAGCUUCUCAAAAAGAGGGUCCGCAAAGAUAAGGCAGACCUAUUCAAGGACUCACGGACAGCGGUGGCGUUCAAGCUAUAUGGAGAACUGGCAUAUCUAACAUUUAGACAAAUGUCUGUUUCUGCCGGAACAAGAGAGGUGAACUUCAUUAAAGAAGUCUGGCCAGCAAUUUCCAAGGCACUUGGAAAGCAAGGCCGCGACACUGACAUGGUUCCAUUAACAUUACUUACCGCUUUUGUGAUCGCCAUUCAACAAUCACCCGUUCACGACCAGCUUUCCCAAGAGAUUGGCUCAUUGAAGAAGUCAAAGGAUGAACUGUCCCGGUUAGCAACUCUUGCAAUGGAAGAGCACUUUAAGGGCUCCAGUAAAGCGCUUGGCCUGGACCUAGAAACUCUGAUAAAACUUCGAGCAGCCUUUAUGGCCGCAGAAUUCAGCUGGAGCUCCAGUAAUCAUUACGCAAUAGCAGCAAUCUACGAGCAGAUUAUUGCGGCUGCUCCUGAAAUCCGGAAAGCCGAUGUUGAGAUUGGCACCCUGGCUACGUCUUUCAUCGCAGGCCGGUUACAGGAGGGGCAGCAAGGCUCUGUCGAUCAGGGGGGCAAUUGCGGUGCAGAAGACUCUGGAGAGAAUGACCGCUCGAAGCUUGACGUCAAGUCCGUCAUCAAGAGUGUGGAUAUGACCAUUCCGGACGGCGAUGAAACCGCAAAAGUAGCUUUCCUCCGAGACCUGGCCUCACGUCUACAGGGUGAAAGCGACAAAGCCACAAACAUUCUCACUGCUAGGAGAGUGAUUAAGGCCGGCAUAGAAGUAUCAUCUACCACCGAUGAAUCAGCUGUAGUACUCAGCAUGGUUCAGAACACGCUCACACAGCUGCUUGUCACCGCCGGCUCGAUCAAUGAAGUCGUUGACGGAGCUCGAACAAUUCACCAAUUACUCGAAACGAAGUUGGCCUCAGUCACACAGUGGAACGUGGAAUACACCUUGAGCAGCAUUGCUGUCGUCUGCUCGGAUAAGGCUGUCAAUGCGGAUGUGAUCCGUUCUUCGCCCAAGACUUUCGGGUGGCUAUGUCUCAUGAUGGAAGUGAUCCUGAAAAGACACCGCCGUCGUCUCGAUGGCCACCUCCAUCUUCUCAUCACUGUGCUUCAGUCGCUCCUCACUUGCCUGGUACUGAACCCAUAUGAUGGUACACAGGGGAGCUGGGCAUCUGGGCCAGUGUCGGGUAGGAAGGUAGAAACCUUCCCAUACUGGGAGAAGCAUGCGAAGACAUAUGGCCGCCUGCUUACGCUGGUGUGCGAGCCGAGCGCCGCCUCGGUGAUGCGCACCCACCAGCACGGGAGCAGCGCUCCUCUAGACUCGGCAACGGACGCAGCCAAACGCUCAGCAGGUCAGUACAUGUACUUGGUGCUGAUGCACUUUAUCAAACUGCAGCUGGAGAGCGGCGUACCUCAUGCGGUGCGGGAGGCUUUGGUGCCGGGUGUCAAUUCGAUCCUGGACGUCACGCCACCUGACAUGCGCAAGGUUAUGGCAGAUGCGAUGGAUGCUAGCGGAAGGGCAAUUUUCAAGGAUAUAUAUGAGAAAUACCGGAGGUUUGGCAAAUGGAGGGGUGCUUAAGGUUGCCGUGGUGUCUGGGAUAUUUUGAUAAGAUCCAUUGCAAUUAAAGCUGUUGCUAGUGAAUGACAAACAAUCACGUUUACAACCA
This is a messenger RNA of Pyricularia oryzae 70-15, 4490 nucleotides long. RefSeq lists its product as uncharacterized. The transcript is spliced from 6 exons. The coding region runs from base 176 to 4402 and encodes 1408 amino acids. The record is from RefSeq and is a predicted model, not a curated record. Gene Ontology annotation, biological process: ribosome biogenesis. Lineage: Eukaryota; Fungi; Ascomycota; Sordariomycetes; Magnaporthales; Pyriculariaceae. Gene Ontology annotation, cellular component: nucleolus.